Messenger RNA from Sinocyclocheilus anshuiensis, 2909 nucleotides. RefSeq names its product cryptochrome-1-like. Bases 214 to 1932 code for a protein of 572 amino acids. Gene Ontology annotation, molecular function: DNA binding; FAD binding. Gene Ontology annotation, biological process: circadian regulation of gene expression; entrainment of circadian clock by photoperiod; negative regulation of DNA-templated transcription. The transcript has 16 exons. NCBI's taxonomy places the organism in Eukaryota, Metazoa, Chordata, Actinopteri, Cypriniformes, Cyprinidae. The record is from RefSeq and is a predicted model, not a curated record. Gene Ontology annotation, cellular component: cytoplasm; nucleus.
UGAGAGCGUCGAGCUGAGCUGAACACAAGAGCAGAGAGCCAAACUGAGCAGGCGCGGUGCACGAGAGUCUCACGAAGUCAAUUUGACCGUCUGUGCGCCAGACCGAAUUGGGGAACAGUAUAGAUUCUCAGCUGUGAGUAUACCGCUAUACCGUGGGAAGAGAUGAUCCUGUCUUCGGGACUGACAUAACGGUUAAAGGGUGACUCAGUGAACAUGGCCCCAAAUUCCAUCCACUGGUUCCGGAAGGGCCUCCGUCUCCAUGACAACCCUGCACUUCAGGAGGCAGUACGUGGGGCAGACACUGUUCGAUGCGUCUACUUCCUGGAUCCCUGGUUUGCUGGGUUGUCCAACCUUGGGGUCAACAGGUGGAGAAUCAGUCCAUGGAAUGUGGAUCUGCCUUUAUGGUGGAAAGACAAUACAAGACUUUGUAGACUGCAAUGUGCAUUCCAAAGAUCUCGUUCACACAAAGGUCUCUCCAGCACUGCCUUUGACUUUUCUUGCAACUUUGACGGCGCUGUCAGCUCUUGCCCAUUUUCUGAGACCCAUACAGGUUUCAAAAAACUUGAGGGAUUUGACAUAGAGGGACUACCAUCUGCUGUCUGGCCAGGAGGUGAAACAGAGGCGUUAACAAGGAUUGAAAGGCAUCUGGAGCGAAAGGCUUGGGUUGCAAAUUUUGAAAGACCCAGAAUGAAUGCCAAUUCUUUGCUAGCCAGUCCGACUGGCCUGAGUCCCUACCUCCGUUUUGGCUGCCUCUCCUGCCGCCUCUUCUAUUUCAAACUCACAGACCUCUACAGGAAGGUAAAGAAAACCAGCACUCCUCCACUCUCCCUCUAUGGUCAGCUGCUGUGGAGGGAAUUUUUCUACACUGCCGCCACCAACAACCCACGAUUUGAUAAGAUGGAAGGCAACCCGAUCUGUGUGCGCAUCCCCUGGGACAAGAACCCAGAUGCUUUAGCCAAAUGGGCUGAAGCUAAGACAGGUUUUCCAUGGAUUGAUGCCAUUAUGACCCAGCUGAGGCAGGAGGGCUGGAUCCACCACUUGGCCCGUCAUGCUGUCGCUUGUUUUCUCACUCGUGGAGACCUGUGGAUCAGUUGGGAAGAGGGCAUGAAGGUGUUCGAGGAGCUCCUGUUGGAUGCUGACUGGAGUGUAAAUGCAGGCAGCUGGAUGUGGCUCUCCUGUAGCUCUUUCUUUCAACAGUUCUUUCAUUGCUACUGUCCAGUGGGUUUCGGCAGGCGCACUGACCCUAACGGCGAUUUCAUUAGACGAUAUUUACCUAUUCUCCGAGGUUUCCCUGCCAAAUAUAUCUACGACCCAUGGAACGCCCCAGACUCUGUGCAGGCCGCUGCCAAGUGCAUCAUCGGUGUCCACUACCCCAAACCCAUGGUGAACCACGCUGAAGCGAGCCGCCUCAACAUUGAGAGGAUGAAGCAGAUCUACCAACAACUUUCACGCUACAGAGGACUUGGACUUCUGGCCUCCGUACCAUCCACACACAACGGGAAUGGGAAUGGGAUGGCAUACUCCCCAGGGGAACAGCAGUCGGGGACCAAUACACCAGCACCAGCUGUAUCAGGCGGUUCCAGUGGUAAAAGGAGUGGAAGUAUUCUGCUGAAAUUUGACAGUGAAAAGCAGCAGGGACCAAGUGGAAUUCAGCAACAACAGCAGCAGCAAUCAGGAUACCAUCACAUGACCGACACAGGGCACAGCAGUCGAAUUUACAAAUGUAAUGUCUCACACGACAUGACAGGUCCACAGCAUUCAGCAGGACACCUGCUGCACUCAGGAGGAAGUGUGACUGGUAAGAGGGCGCGAGAGUCGGAACGAGACCUUGACAGUGAAGAUGACACCCUCUCCACCUCUCACAAGUUACAGCGGCAAAUUGCAGAGGUCACUUCAGUUCACAGCGGGAAGCAGUCGAGUAUGAAGAGUUAGAUGGACAUAUCAUCGUACUGAGCAGAACAGAUUCAAAACAAGGUGCAGACUGAAGAGGACUGACUUUAAAUCUGGUUUCCUUUAAACAACUCAUGUUUGGGAUUUUUUUUCGUUUUUCCCUUCUUUUCCCUUUUUUCUUAUGUUCAAUUGAUAUGAAUAGUAACAGAGAAUUCAUUUUUAUCAUUUAAUGAAAUUCAGUUGCUUUAAAAAGAAGUUACUGAUUUUACAUCCAUUGACAGACAAAAACGGCCAUAAAAAGAUUUUGUCCUUGUUUCCUUGGCAAACCCCUUUCUCUUUUGCCCAACUUUGCACAGGUUAGGGUUUUAUUUACUGUCGAGUGAACCAUACUGUACCAAGUGGGAUAUAUUUAUCAGCUUUUAACAAGCAUGAUAAAGCUGAGCUUCAUUGUAUACUCAUUGCAGCUAGGAUUUUGAGUAUUUUUACAGUUUGGUUGGCACCAGUACCAGCCAAUUUCAAUUUCACUUAUUCUCAGUAGAGUGGUGUACGUGUGACUUUUUGUAAACAGAAAAAUUUAUACAGGUAUAUUUUAUAUAUUGGUGUUUCGUUCUUUGCUAGUUCAGUGUAUUAGUGUUUACUUAAAAAUUUCAUAUAUAAAUAAAUAUUAAAUACCAGCAGAGCUGACAUUUUAAAAUAGGGUUUAAAGAUUUCUAGAUUUUAAAAUCAUUUACUUUGACACGGUGACAUCUGUAUCGUUUUUGCCGACCAGGAGAGGUUUUCAGUUCUAAUGUGAAUGUUUUGAUAUGACAAUUGUAGAAACCUCAGUGCUUUUUGACUGUAAUAUCUCUGUGCUAUAAUAGUUUGUCACAGCAGAAGUCAACCAUUUCUGUUUUCUCCUCAUUUGAGCUGUUCAUUUAUUUAAAUUUUUUUAUUUCCUUUCUGUGAAAUGUGACGUCAAGUCUAAAUAUUGUCCUUGAAGUCUGUAAACAGUUGUAAAAUUAAAUCUGAUUGAAACUGGA